AGCAGCGCGGGGCUCAGGGGGGGGGGACCGCUGCAGGGGGGGGCCAAGGGCGCGGCAGCAGCCGCCGGGUGGCAUGGCGGCCGAGCAGGAGGCCGCCCCAGGCGGCAAGGAGCUGCUCCCAGAUGAGCCCCGGCUCGUCUAUGUGGGCAACCUCGCCUGGGUCGUCAAAUGGCACGAGCUGAAGGACCACAUGAAGCAGGCUGGCAACGUGGAGUUCGCGAAAGUCCUCACGUUCGACGGGACCGACUGGGGCCGCUCGCGCGGAGUCGGCUACGUCAGGUACGCGACGGAGGAGGAGGCCAAGCGCGCAGUGGCGACCCUGAACCAGACCGAGCUGGGCGGCCGCACCAUCACCGUCGAUGCCUGGACGGGCGGCAAGCCUCGCGAGUUCGGUGGAUUCAAGGGCGGCGGCAAAGGUGGCAGAUCUGUGAAGGUGCACGGCGACUACGGGCAGAUGGUGUACGUCGGUAAUCUCCCGUUCAAAGCCGAGUGGCAGGAUCUGAAGGACCACAUGAAGGGGUGCGGCACGGUGGAGUUCGUCAAGAUAUUGACAGAGGACAGCUACGGCUGGGGCCGCUCGAAGGGCAUCGGCUGCGUCCGUUACGCGACGGCGGAAGAGGCUUCCGAGGCGAUCAAGACGCUGAACGGCACGGAGAUGAUGGGCAGGGCGCUCACCGUCGACCUCUGGAUGUCGAAGAAGGACGGCGAGGAGGGAGCCCCGGCGCCUGCGGCGGGUCCGGAGUAGGUGCGUUUCGCAGCUGAGCGCGCUGGCCGACUUGCCGUUCACUCGAGAUCCAUCUUUGGCUCAUUGCCCCACCAUCACUGGAGAACGCGCAGCGUGGACUGGACCGUUGGUCAGUCUUAAGGUUAAGGCGAGCCUGUCCCUCUACAGGAGGAAUAUUCAAGAAUAGACUCCAAAGCUUCGGCACCCAACACACAUUGUUUGAUAUGUUGCUUUCAUAUUGCUUAUUUUAUGCGCGGCCGCCGUAGACUGCGAUGCAUUGUCAGAAUCGUGUGACUGCAUGGGUCGCAGUCGUGUGCACUGUGCACCUUGUAAAUAAAAGGCGCUGCUUGAAAA
Molecule: messenger RNA, 1078 nt
Organism: Prorocentrum cordatum
Lineage: Eukaryota; Dinophyceae; Prorocentrales; Prorocentraceae
Source: the annotation of a GenBank genome assembly